AUGCAUUGCCUCCAACUGUUGCAGAAUACAUCUGCUAGGAUCAUUACAGGAACAAAGAAAUGUGAGCACAUCACACCGAUUUUACAAGAACUUCAUUGGCUACCUGCUUCCUUCAGGAGCAUUUUCAAGAUUUUGCUCAUUACUUUUAAGACUCUGAGAGAUGAAGGUCCUGGGUAUCUUAGUGAACUGCUUGUAUGGUACGAGCCAUUGCGAACUCUCUGCUCUGGUAAUGACGAACUUCUGCUUGUUGAGACUAGGUCUACAUGUUCAUGGGAUGAUCGAUCAUUUGCUGUUGCGGCUCCAUGCCUUUGGAAUAAACUUCCAAUAAAUAUUCGCUUGUGUCAGUCUACUGCUUUGUUCAAAAAAGCUCUCAAGACGCAUCUGCUGUCGGCUACUUUUUCCUAG
Messenger RNA from Anneissia japonica, 405 nucleotides. RefSeq lists its product as uncharacterized. The record is from RefSeq and is a predicted model, not a curated record. Bases 1 to 405 code for a protein of 134 amino acids. NCBI's taxonomy places the organism in Eukaryota, Metazoa, Echinodermata, Crinoidea, Comatulida, Comatulidae. The transcript has a single exon.